Mytilus trossulus (common blue mussel) is the source of this 1990-nucleotide messenger RNA. RefSeq lists its product as uncharacterized. Bases 305 to 1990 code for a protein of 561 amino acids. NCBI's taxonomy places the organism in Eukaryota, Metazoa, Mollusca, Bivalvia, Mytilida, Mytilidae. The transcript has 10 exons. The record is from RefSeq and is a predicted model, not a curated record.
CUUUCCAAAAAUUGUUGUGAUGAUUCAUUAACAUGGAGAGAGUGUGCAUGUGAUGCUCAUCCUAUAAGAGGCAUGUGUAAAGAAGUUGCUAUUCAGACAACAUGUACAUGUAAUAGAACCAUAGACUUCAACAAUUCACAGUUUUUUUUAUUUUAUAUGUCUAACUCUUAAAAGUGCCACAAGUCUAUUAAAGCCCAUUUGUCCUCAUUGAAUAGUAAAACAUGUUUAAACUAAACUAUUAAAUUUUGAAACCAUUAAAAGUAAUGGUUGAAAAUAGUUAAAAUGCAUUUUUUUUUUUAAAUAUAUGUAUAUAUCUAAUAGGUAUGAUGGAAGUAAAAAGGCUGCUGCACCAUGGUACGAAAUUAAUGCCUCUACUCCAGCUGGAACAUCAGAGCAGCACAGUUGUGCAUCAGGUAUAACAACUACUCACAAUGUGCUAUCAAAAGUAAUAGAGCCAGAUGUAUCAGAGAUCUCAUGUUCAGACACAGAAGGAGGUCAUAAGUACAUAGAGUCUAGACUGUCUGGAUUGGAAGAUGUGAACAACAACAGCUUUAUUAAUCCUUUUGAUAUCAGUAUUGACAUGAUUGAUAUUUCUCAAAAUGAUGAUGACUCUGAACAGACAUCCGAUGAAGACUAUGAACCUAGUUUCAACAUAACACUAAGACCAAGUACAGUUGAUAAUUCGGAGGAACAAGAAAGUGAAGAUGAUGACCCAAUUGAAGGCGACAAAUCAGAAGAGGCCGCUAUAGAUAUGGGUCCAGGAGUGAAGAGAUUAACAAUUGGAAAUAUUGACAACUUUAUUACAGAACAACCACUGUUGGUUUACAGAGAUUGCCUGUUGAUGCUAGCAAACACACAUACAGUACAGUUGUGUACAAUGUCUGAUUGUAAAAGUCUGGUUGAUUUAAAAACAGAAACUAUUGGAUCUGCAUUUUACAUAACAUGGGUGUGCAAGGGAGGUCAUAUACUAAAUAAGUGGUGUUCUCAACCACUCUUAAAUAGAAGAAUGCAUUGUGGAGAUUUAAUGUUAACCUCUGCAAUAGUUUUGUCAGGAAACAAUUUCCAAAAAAUUGAAUUGUUUUGCAAAAUACUGGGCCUUCCUUUAGUGAGUUCUUCCACAUUUCAUAAAAUGCAGAGAUCAUACAUAGUACCAUCAAUUGACAAGUUUUGGCAGAAGCAUCUUGAUGAUAUUUAUACAGAGUUACAAGGAAAAGAAGUUGUAGUACUGGGGGAUGGUAGGAUGGAUAGCCCAGGUCAUUGUGCACAAUACUGCACUUACACAUUUAUGGAGAUGGAAACAAAGAGGAUAUUGUGUAUUAUAACUAUGGACAAAAGGAUGACUGAGGGCAAAAGUACUAGUCUGGAGAAAGGCUGUUUUGAAAAAGGUUUGAAGAUAAUGACAGAUGCUGGGUUAAAUAUUAAAGAAGUUGUAACUGAUGCACACCCACAGAUUGGAGCAUUGAUGAAAAAACCACAGUAUGCUAAUAUUAAACACUCUUUUGACAUUUGGCAUGGCACAAAGAAUAUUGGAAAACAGAUUUUAAAGAUGUCUCAGGAAAAAGGGAAGAAAAACAAACCAUUAUUAGAGUGGACAAGAGAAAUUAUAAAUCAUUAUUGGCAUUGUGCAUCUGUUAGUAAAAGCCCUGGUGAUUUUAAGUGCACUUGGUUUGGAAUUUUACACCAUGUGGUAAAUGAGCACAUCUGGAUAUUGUCCUAUGAUGACACAUUUCACAACAACACAUGCAACCAUGGACCAUUACCUGAAGAAAGGGAAAAAUCAUAUAUGGAAAAAGGAUCAGAUGCUCAUAAAGCAUUACGAAGCAUUGUUAUGGAUGACAGGCUCAUUAAAAACAUACUUUACUAUUUGAAUUGCAGGAGCACCUCAGAUUUGGAAUCAUUCCAAAACCUUAUUUUAGCCUAUACUUCAAAAAGACAUGCCUAUACUCCACCUGUGUACCGAGUUAGAAAUCGAUCUGAUAACACUUGGUGA